UAAAUUAUAUUAUUUGAACAACUGAGAACAUUAAAGUCGAACUAUAAUGAAGAAACAGUUUCAUUUGAAGCAAUAAUUGAAGCCGCUAUAAGUGCGGAAUCAUUAUUAACAACUGAAGUGAUUAGUUGCAUUUCCGCAGGUAAAAAAUGGCUUCUGAAGGACGCAAUUCAUGCGAAACUGAUGGGGAAGGCUUUUUUAAUUGCUUACAAUCUAAAACUUCUGGGAAAACAUACGACAAUCUGUACGAUUUUAUGAAAAUAACAACUGAACAACUUAGCCCAGAACAGACUUUUUUUGUACUUGAUUUCGCUGAUAUUCUAUGGAAAAUACAACUUUGGAAAGAGAAGCUUCCCAACGUCGUUCCUUUUUAUGCUGUAAAAGUUCAUUCGGAUCCUGUACUCGUCCGGUUAUUUGCAUUGCUUGGUUUUUCCUUUGACUGCUCAACCAAGGGAGAAAUAGAUUUAUUUCUUAAAAAUGGUGGAAAACCACAAAACGUAAUUUAUGCUCACACGAUCAAGCCAUAUUCUUCUCUGAAGUAUGCAAGUGAAGUUGGAGUCGACUUGAUGACUUUUGACAGUGAGGAAGAACUUCAGAAAAUAAAGAAAUUCUAUCCAACAGCAAGGUUGGUUAUAAGAAUAAAAGCUGAAAGCCCCAAAAGCUUGUAUUAUGAUUUGAAUACUAAAUACGGAUGUGCACAAGAGGAAGUAAAACAGCUUCUCAUCAAAGCUAAGGAUUUAGACAUGAACGUGGUCGGUAUAAGUUUCCAUGUUGGUGCAUGCUGUGCGGACCCUACAUCUUACUCCAAAACUAUACGUACCUGCCGAAUAUUAUUCGAUUUCGCUGAAGAGUUAGGAUUCCAUUUCACACUUUUAGAUAUAGGAGGGGGAUUUUGUGGAUCAAGAGAGAAAGAACAAUUUUUUGAUGAGGUCUCAUCAGAAAUUAGAAAUGGUGUGAAAAAAUAUUUUCCAGACAACAGUGUUCGCGUAAUAGCUGAGCCCGGAUGCUACUUUGUUGGUUCCGCUCAAAGAAAUGUAACUUGCGUACUAGGAAAAAAAACUGUCAAUAAGCUCCCACGUCAAGUUAACGGAGAUCAACAUGAAAUUGAGGAAAAUGGUGUAGAAAAACAUUACUUUGUAAAUGAUGGAUAUUAUGGUUCAUUUUUUCGGCAAUUUGAACUCUACGAUAUUUAUGCCAGACCUUUGUUGAAACAGGAGGAAAUCAAGAAACGACCAGUUUAUAAAAGUACAAUAUGGGGACAAACUUGUUGCAGCGAAGAUUACAUAAUGCCAGAAUGCACCCUCCCUGAAGUAACAGAUGGUGAAUAUCUCGUAUGGGAAAAUAUGGGAGCGUACAGUUUUGCUGUUGCCACUGAGUUUACUGUAGUCCCACUUCCACAAGCUAAGAGGGUGUUCAUUAAAAAUUCAAGGCUUCAAUUAGAUUGGAUUCAAAACUUGGAUGAAAUAACUAAUUUCCUGACAAAUAACGUAGUUCUCAUUGAAAAUGAAAGCUUUCCUUGAUGAAAUUCCAAAUUCUAUGCAUCCUUUAAGAUCUAAUUUUAUUGUAAUAAAAAUCUUCUAAAUAAAAAAGAUUUCUGUUUCGUC
Molecule: messenger RNA, 1601 nt
Organism: Parasteatoda tepidariorum (common house spider)
Lineage: Eukaryota; Metazoa; Arthropoda; Arachnida; Araneae; Theridiidae
Product: ornithine decarboxylase
Cellular component (GO): cytoplasm
Molecular function (GO): ornithine decarboxylase activity
Source: RefSeq, a predicted model, not a curated record